Trichophyton rubrum CBS 118892 is the source of this 1794-nucleotide messenger RNA. RefSeq lists its product as uncharacterized. Gene Ontology annotation, biological process: copper ion import; intracellular iron ion homeostasis; iron ion transport. The record is from RefSeq and is a predicted model, not a curated record. NCBI's taxonomy places the organism in Eukaryota, Fungi, Ascomycota, Eurotiomycetes, Onygenales, Arthrodermataceae. Gene Ontology annotation, molecular function: ferric-chelate reductase activity. Gene Ontology annotation, cellular component: plasma membrane. The transcript is spliced from 7 exons. Bases 1 to 1794 code for a protein of 597 amino acids.
AUGCAGCAUCAUACAGCACACAAGCCAAAGCCUACUGGCUUCCCUUGGAUGUCAAACCCGUUACUACUACAUUCAUCAAGGGAAGAUAAGUGUAAAUUGACACCGGCACAAUGUGAAUUUCGAAGUGGCUACUGGGUAUAUUGGUAUACAUCCGAUCUUGUUUACGCGAGAGCCGCAGUUUACUUCAUGUGUGCAGUCAUCUCUGUAUUCAUGUUAGCAUAUAUUUCUCGAAGAUUUACUUCCCGGAGUUUCGUCGACAAGUUCUUACGAAAGCCCGAGAGUUUCGUGAGGUAUUGUGUUUAUAGGGGGUUCCGCGUACCGUUCCUGGCCUGCCUGUCACCAAAUGUUGGUAGAAUGCUAGUCAUUUCUGCCGGAAUUUUCUUCCUUUCAGGGCCAAAGCCAUACUACUGGCCAAACACCAAAGAAGUUGUUUUUGGUGGCAGUCCGCCACUUGCUACCAGGGCAGGAUGGAUCGCUCUAGGGCUUCUUCCCUUUACAAUAGCUCUUGCAUCUAAAGCGAAUUUCAUUGCGGUGUUAACUGGGACAUCACACGAAAAACUUCAAGUCUUCCAUCAAUGGACAAGCUGGGCUAUGUUCGUUUUAGGACUGGUUCAUAUGUGCCCAUUCAUCAUUUACCAUAUUCAACGUGGGGAUAUGCAAUAUAAGUGGAAAACGUCUAUGCAUUACUGGACAGGAGUUGUCACGAUUAUAGUGCAGGCCUUUUUAACAUGGUUUUCGUUGCCAAUUAUACGUAGGAGACGGUUUUAUGAAUUUUUCAAAGCCACCCAUCUUUUUGCAGCUAUGGUUUAUGUUAUCUUCCUUUUUAUACAUUGUGAUUUCCGCCUCAGUUCAUGGGAUUAUUUUAUUGCAACGGCUGCGGUCUACCUUCCCUGCCUUAUAUUUGUUCAAAUUCGGACUUUUUUCAUCAACCGACCUUGUCUCGCGACAGUUGACGUCCUUCCUUGUGGUUUAAUCCGCAUUACAACAACUUCCUCGAUUUCAUGGAAACCAGGACAGCAUAUGUUUCUCCGACUUCUCGGUCUAGGGGCUCACUGCCUAACAACACAUCCGUUUACAAUUGCUUCGUUACCCCAAGCAGAGUCCUCGAAUAAGACGAAUGAAAUGACCGUCUAUGCCAAGCCUUACGAAGGGCUAACCAAAUCGCUUUCAAAUGCUGCCAGAGAUGUUUCUUCCCUUAAUUUAAGAGUUUUGGUUGAAGGGCCCUAUGGUGGUAUAAGUUCCGGGUCAAUGGCAAGGUUUGACUCCAUUCUCAUCAUUACUGGUGGAUCUGGAGCUGCAUUCUCAUUUCCAGUCGUGGAGGACGUCUUAAGGAGCUGCGCGGCCGCGGAUUCUGCCGACCAGGUUAAGGGGAAAACACUCAACAUUAUUUAUGCAGCCCGCUCUUCGCUAAUGGCCCAGUGGUACGAAGAAAAAAUCAGGGCGUUGGUUUCUUGUUACCCUUCAAGCUCAAUUGUUUCAGUCUCAAUACAUACCACAUCGAUCAGCAGCCCUCUACAGAACAAUAUUAGUAUGGCAAAAGAAUAUGCGCCUAGCGGGAUGGAUCAAAUUUUCAAUGGAGAGAAGGGUUCAAUUAUACAUGAGCACGGCCGGCCAUGCCUGGCCAGUGCUGUGGCUUCUCUGGCGGAGCAGGCCGCCGGAAAAUCGGCUGGAAUCGUCGUUUGUGGCCCACCUUCCAUGCUCCACGAUAUUCGUAAUGCAGCGGCAGAAGCACAGAGGAAAGUAUUAGCUGGAGACGUUAAAGAGCUAUACUUGCACACAGAAUGUUUCUCGUAA